Messenger RNA from Vombatus ursinus (common wombat), 3950 nucleotides. RefSeq names its product ALS2 C-terminal like (gene ALS2CL). NCBI's taxonomy places the organism in Eukaryota, Metazoa, Chordata, Mammalia, Diprotodontia, Vombatidae. The record is from RefSeq and is a predicted model, not a curated record. The coding region runs from base 287 to 3280 and encodes 997 amino acids. The transcript is spliced from 28 exons.
CCUGGAUGCAGUGGGAGACUUUGGUCUUUUUGAGAUAUGAACCGAUUCAUGCCUGGCCAUCCAACUGCAUGUCAUAUUCCGGACAACAGGCAUUUUUCACCCACCCCCCACUUUUUCCCCUGUAUGGAAACUCCAUAAUGUUCUGGGGCUUCACAAACAUGAAAUCAGAGGACCUCACUGUCCACUUUUACUCUGUUUGGGACGUCUUCCAUGACACUGACAGGUACCUUUGGUGGACCCCGAUGAAGCCGGGGGACUUAGCUCCUGCCGCACUCCUCCUGACGCCAUGUGUACUCCCGAAGAGACAUCCCUAUUGCAAGUAGAAGAAACUUUCUUGGCCUUGCUUGGUCGCAUCAACACCCUUGUCUUCCAACCUCUGCUCCUAGUGGAAGAACCCUCCAACGUGAAGGAUCAGGAGUGCCUGCGGCUUCUGCUUCAGCUCAGCGAGCAGUACCAGCACCUGUGGGAUCUGACCCAGGUCAGCCUCCGAACCCUGAGGCAGAGGCUUGACUCCCCAGCCACUGUCGGCCUGCACACCCUGCACCUCCUUCGCAGCCCCGACCUGUUCCUGGACGCCUACCGGCGGUAUUUUGUGAUAUAUACCAGCUGUGUGGCAAUGCAGACCUUUCAGAAGGCUACCAGGAAGAAGAGUGAGUUUUGGAGGAGCCAGAGGAAGGCAUUGAAGCAGUUCCUGACCAGUGUGAUCCUGGAGACCUCGGGGGCGGCCGGCUUGCCUCACAUCCUCUGCCAGCCUCUCACAGAUCAUGUGCAGCAGUAUGUCCUUACCUUGCUGAGACUCGCAGAUGCUAUUGGCGAGCAUCACUCUGCCAGGGAGCUGGCCAUCCAGGCUGCCGACCGCUUCGUGACUCUUCAGUCCUUCAUCAGACAGGCUCUGGAUGAGGCCUCGGCCACCCAGGCUCUGUGGGAGACGCUGGGCAACCGGCUGGGGGAUGCCCUCUGCACUGCAGAUCGGAGACUGCUUCUGGACAGCCAGGACAUACCUGUGGUGACCGGCCCAGUCCGAGCUGACCGAGUCCUCCUUUUCAAUGAUGUUCUUGUUCUGCUGCAGGGUCACAGCUUCCAGACCUUUGACCUGAAGCUGGUCUGGGUGGAUGCCAGGCAUGACAAGAAGCAGAUGCCAAACAGAUAUGGGUUCCAUGUCAUCACGCCUGAAGAGGAGUUUUCUCUCUCUGCAAAGGAUGCCCAAGACAAGACUUGCUGGCUGUCCACGGUGAGCCAGGCCACCUGCCAGGCACUGAGUGGGAAAAGGGACAUCCCUGUGCUGGAACAGGACCAGAACCAGGAGGGGGCCCAACCCCCUGCCUCCCGCUACUGCCUCUACACUUUUCGUACUGAGGACCGGCUGCGUCUUGCCACCUAUGAUGGCAAUUGGUUCUGGGGGAAGCCUCAUGGAAAGGGUACCUUGAAGUGGCCAGAUGGAAGAAAUCAUGUUGGUGACUUCCACCAGGGCUUGGAGCAUGGGUUUGGGAUCCGCCUGGUCCCUCGUGGGGCUGAAGACAAGUAUGACUGUUACAAAUGCCACUGGCGGGAGGGCCAGAUGCAGGGCUAUGGCAUCUGUGAGUAUGCCAAUGAGUCAGUGUAUAAAGGCUACUUCCGAGACAACAUGCGGCAGGGAUUUGGGGUCCUGGAGAGCUCCCCUCAGGCUCCGCAGCCUUUCAAGUUCAUGGGGCACUGGGACAGGGACAAGAAGAAUGGAUAUGGGGUCUUGGAGGACAAAGACAGGGGGGAGCGUUACAUUGGAAUGUGGCAGGCUGACCACCGGCAUGGGCAGGGCAUUGUGGUCACCCAGUCUGGCAUCUGUUACCAGAGGACUUUCCAUGCAGAUAAGAUGGUGGGCCCUGGGAUACUCCUGUUGGAAGAUGACUCACUCUAUGAGGGCAGCUUCACGAGAGACCUGGCCUACACAGGGAAAGGCAAAAUCACUUUCCCCAAUGGUUACUUUCUAAAGGCUUCCUUCAGUACUGGGGUCGGUAAGGGCUUCCAUACCCAGGGUGUCCUGGAGACAACUGCUCACCCUUUGGAUCCCAUGCAUACCUGUAAACGCCAGCUGGGGCUAGAGGCCUUUCCUGUGGAGAGCCGAUGGCAAGGCAUCUACCAGCAGUUCCGGGAAUUCGUUCACUGUAACUGUCCAGAGGAUGCCCAGGAGGCUUUCUUGGGCUUUCACGUCCAGACAGCCAAGGAGCUCCGGAAAUCCCAGGAGUAUCUCUUCUGUGACAGAAGUAACCCGGAUGAAGUUUCAGCAAAGAUCAAGGACAUACUUGCAGAACUGCCAACACACCAGGAUCCAGAGUCACUCCAACUCUACCUACAGAAAGCCCUGAAAUCUUCUGUGCACCCUCUGGGGAAGCUGAUGAAGCUGCUGACGCUGGCCUUCCAGGCCACCUACUCUGGCAUCGGGGCCAACAAACACCUGCUGGUCCUGGCUCAGGAGGAGGUCAAACAUCAUGCCCAGGAGGUCUGGGCUUUCUAUCAGGGACUGUUGCGAGUAGCCUUGGAGCGACAGGGCCAGAUUCAGGAGGAGAGUGAAGACACCAGUAACAGUCACCCUGAGGCCUACAGGCUGGUCCUGCCAAUCAUCCUGUCCUGCUUCUAUCCAGAGCUCUUCAUGCUGUACAUGUUGUACCAUGAGAAAGAAGACAACCUCUACAGCCAGGGCAUAGCCGACCUGAGCUUGUUCCCAGACACCAAGCUGCUGGAAUGCCUGGAUGUGCAGAAGCACCUCUGGCCUCUCAAGGACCUCACAUUGACAACCAACCAGAGAUACUCCCUGGUUAGAGACAAGUGCUUCCUCUCUGCCACUGAGUGCUUGCAGAAGAUCAUCACUACUGUGGAUCCCCGGGAGAAGCUGGAGAUGCUUGAAAAGACCUAUGUUGAGAUUGAGAACACGGUUUCCCGGGUUCUGGAGAGGGAACAUAAGCUUCCCAUGGAUGACCUGCUGCCCUUACUCAUCUAUGUUGUGUCCCGGGCCCGGAUCCAGCACCUGGGAGCAGAAAUCCAUCUGAUCAGGGACAUGAUGGACCCCAUCCACAGAGGAGGACUGUAUGAUUUCCUGCUGACAGCCCUCGAGUCCUGUUACGAGCACAUCCAGAAGGAGGACAUGCGGCUGCACCGCUUGGCUGGAGUCCAUAAUCAGAAGGCUCUCUGGAGCCAAGCGAGGGAAAGGUGCAAAGCAGGACCUGAAAAGCAGAACUCCCGUGCCUUUCACUGUGCUGUACAUGAUGCUGUACCUCAGGAGGACCCAGCUAUAAUACAAGGGUGAAUAGAGGUGACAGAAGAAGGUCUGGGCAGCAACUAUGUGGGAGCUGCCAUAAAGUACCAGAUUAUGGAGUAUGGAGGGUACACACCAAGCUUUGGGAAUAACCUUAAGAAUGAUUCCCCACCCCAUUUCCAAGCUGUAGCAUUCUCAGCAGCCCUAACUAUAAGAGCAGCUCUCAUUCCUGUGGGGCCUGUAGUAUUAUAAAGCACUUUCCUCACAAAUACCCAUCUGGGUAUUUAGUGCCAGUACAAUCAGCUCUAUUUUACAGAACUGGGACUUUUACUCAGAUCUCGUUUCCCACACGUGGUCCACUCUCAUCAUCGUUGCUCCACAACAACAAAGGUCUCUGAGUCAAGGGGCAGUUUUUCCUGGAGUGAAGUGCAGCUGCUUGUCUGAUAACACAGGGAGAUCGCCAAGUGAGAAGCAAAGCUGGUGGAGCCUGCAGGGUGAUUCCAGAAGAGAGGGGGUCAGAGGGUGAGCCGACCGGCAGGGGAGAAGCUGCUGCUGCUUGAUUGCUUUGCUUCAGGGGGAGUCACCAGCGUCGUCUGUGGUGCUGGCACGUGAUAGCUUUGGGGGAGCUCAUGCAAGAGGCAGGGCUUCCUGGGCACCUGGGGUAGAGAAAUGCUGCAGGGUCACACCAAGAAGAGAGGUCAAUAAACAUCGGCUGGAAAGA